AAAGUUAAGAUAAUAUUUUUCUACUUUAAAAGCAAAAUGAUCAAUUUGCUGUGAUAAACAAACAACUUGCCAACAAGAUUAAGUUAUGGUCGUCCUGAUCUACAACAUGAUUUAACAGUGUGAUUGCAACUGAUUAACACAUUAAUUGGUACAUACAUGUCAAAUAGCAUGUUCAGUAGCAGAUAAGGACAGGUAGCCACAGGUGUGAGAACACUACUAGAUCCCCGAGAUAAUCAGCUUACCUGUACAUAACCACUGUUAGUCUGUCCCAGGUCUCCACACCAGUUCAGCCUGAAGCUGACACAUGCCACCAGGCUAAUCAAAGCUGUGUCCUGAUUGGUUCAGUUCACUAGUUCUGGACUUACCUGAGCUCUGAUUGGCUAAGCACCAGACAGGAACAUUUAAUUGUUACCUGUUCUUAUUGUUCUAAUGUUUACCUGUAAUUCUUCUGUAAAUCAUUUUUUAAAAAUCCAAAAUACCUGAUUACAAUUUAUGGUCUGAGUGUGCUUGUGUCAAAGUGAGUGACCACUGGCCAAAACUUGACCAGGAUGUAUAUAAGUUGAUCCAGGUAAAAAUGGUCAGUAUCAGAUGAGAUUUCAAACAGUAAGGACAUUGGUGAUUAUAAUACAAACUAUCUACAGUUAGAGCUAGAAACAUGUAUUUGGACAUAACAUUUAGUUCAGGUGGUGGUGUGUUUAAACGCCGCAAGUCCAUCAGUGCCAAGUGUGUACUGGACAUCACCCUUAACCCAGGAUUAACAGGAGCUUCUAUUGAAAGAGUUGACCAGUUUAAUAAUGUCUUAAAGAAGCGAAACAACAGACGAAGGAAGAGUUCAGAACACAUACAGCUGAAGAAACUGGCUAAAAAUAACGCUAGUUGUCUGUCGGAUUUACAUCAGUCCCUGGCAGCCAUCGAGAUAGAAACCUGUAAUCGCCUUUCCACGACAUGUAGCGAGGAUGAUAUUUACAGCCAUGACAGUGACGAGGAGACUGUUGGAUACAUAUCAUCGUGGGCAGUCUCCUUUGAUAAACUACUGCAAUGUGUUGCUGGUGUCUCAGUUUUCACAGAAUUUCUCAGAAAAGAAUUCAGUGAGGAAAAUAUUCUUUUUUGGAGGACUUGUGAACAAUACAAGAGCAUUUGUGAUCCUGAUCAGAUGAAAGCUGCAGCUAAAGACAUUUAUAGCAAGUACAUAUCGGAGAUUGCCAUUGAGGCUGUGAAUGUUGAUCAUACUACCAGACAGCAGGUCGAGUCUGAACUUCUUAAUCCUAGUCCAUCAAUGUUCGAUCAACCGCAGCAGGAUGUAUACAGGCUUAUGAAAACAGACAGUUAUCGAAGAUUUCUCAAAUCUGAGUUGUACAAAACAUAUCUGAUGCGCGAGAUGAACAAUGAACCUCUCGGUCUUCCUAAGGAUGACUUUAGGGGGAUUCUGGGUAACAAAGAACAAAGAGAUAAGAAAAGGAUGACAAAAGGAAAGGGACGCUUGUCACUGUUGCCAUGGAAACAGAAACAAAUGAAACAAGCCAUUAAAGCAAAAUCUGAUUCAGAUCUGAAGAAAAAUAACUGCAGUGUUCCAGGAAACAAAACAAUCUCCGACUCCGAUCUGAAGACUCAUCGUUGUAUCUCCGUCUCCUCGGAUUCUGUCAACAGUGUGACCUCAACACGACCUGGACUGGCUAUUGACCUUGAAACCAUUCACAAGGAAAUGAAGGCCAACAACAAAGAGGAUACCAGUGAUAUCAAAGAUGAUUACCAUUUCUGCCGAGUGAUCUUACCAGAUGGUUCGACGACUGUGGUUAGUGCUAAGCCAGGUCAGACCAUCGAAACAGUGCUAGGACGACUUUGUACCAAACGGAGCAUCCCUUUCAAAGCGAUUGACGUUUUCCUUGCUGGGUCAGCAAAGUCUUUGAACCUCACAGAAGACAUCUCCACGCUGGCAUCACAAGAGAUCGUGAUUAACAGGCGUGUAAUGUUUUGUGUCGAACUUCCGAACGGAAAAUCCAUUGGAGUAAAGACAAAGCCUCAUCGUUCCAUCGGAGAGGUGUUGGAACCUGUCCUCAGGAAACACGGUGUAAAGUUAUAUCAGGUGUGUGUCCAACUGUCAGGACACAGGAGGAUGCUAGAUAUCAACCUUGAAGCUAACGUGUCGACCAUAGACAAUCGCCGUCUGCUUCUUAAACAGGAGAUUGUACCAGUGGUGAACAAACGAAGAUCCUCCAUCGUAGGUUUUAUCUCGGGGAGGAAGGACAAUAAAAACAGUGAAACUGAGGUUAAAACACUACUGGAGAGUGAUGUGUGAUACGACAAUUAUAUAACGGAAACUUAACAGAAAGUUUAGUAUGGCAAUAGAUGGUACAAACUGUGAUACAACAAUUAUAUAACGAAAACUUUAGAGAAAGUUUAGUGGGCUAUAGACAGUACAAACUGUGAUAUGACAAUUAUAUAACGAAAACUUUAUAGAAAGUUUAGUAUGACUAUAGACGGUACAAACUGGAUGUGCUCCAUACCAAGUUAUGUAGAAUAUUAGUGCUACAUCAGCUGUUAAUGUGCUAACUAUGUACAGUAACUUAUUUUAAAUG
Molecule: messenger RNA, 2576 nt
Organism: Pecten maximus
Lineage: Eukaryota; Metazoa; Mollusca; Bivalvia; Pectinida; Pectinidae
Product: regulator of G-protein signaling loco-like
Exons: 2
Coding region: 656-2296 (546 amino acids)
Biological process (GO): signal transduction
Molecular function (GO): GTPase activator activity
Source: RefSeq, a predicted model, not a curated record